UUGUGACUUAUUGAAGUCCGGACGCCGUGCGAACUCCGCGCGUAAUAAUUUCUCUUCUUUGGGUCAGUUCUCGCUCCCCCUCUCUCUCGAGACUCCAUUGCUGAAGGAGCCAAAGCUUGAGAUUCCAAUCCCUCGAGCUCUCUCCCUUCUUCUCCAUUGCUGAAGAAGCCAAAGCUUGAGAUUACAAGCUCUCUCUCUCUCUUCUCUCUCUCUCUCUCUCUCUCUCUCUCUCUCUCUCUCUCUUUCGGCCGGCCACUCCGUUGCUGAAGAAGCCAAAGCUCGAGAUUCCAAUCCCCCAACCUCUUACCCUCUUUCGUUCUACAUCCCCCUUGUAACCGGCGUGCUUUGAGACUUUAUCCAUAGGAUUAUUGGAGCGAUUAUAUUCGAUUGAUUCGUUUACAUGGAUGGAAAGCUGAGGCUUGCCCUCGGUUUCUACCAAAAUUUCCACGGUUUCCCUCUCCUGGUGAUUUUCUUGAGCUCGGAGGGAAUGGAUGAUCUGGAGCGCCUAGGCCGGCGGUUCUAGCUCAACAAUUUAGGAUUCUUCUUGUUUUAUCGUGGUUUCCGUUGAUGGAUAUUGAAGAUUCUUACUUCGCACUACUUAGCUGGAGUGAUCGGGGUUACUCCGUUAGCAAUCUGCCUUCCGGUCCAACAGGGAAUGUUUUCCUUUUGGGGGCUCUUACAGAUUUUACUCUAGUGAAUAGUUGGAAUCUUUAGCCAAGACAGGUCUUCCAGAUUCUCCUGUAUUUUGUAGGCGGGGAAAAGGAUUGAUCUUCUUCUCUUCAUCAGCUGGAAAGGAGGAAAUUGUUGAAGCUAUUCUGGAAAUUCUGAGCCUUUUAUUCACUUAUGCCAUUCUGAGUGAUUUUCCAUGAGCUAUCACAAGCUUCCACAAAAAUUAUCUUUACUUCUCCUACUGAUCACGACUCUGGUUGCUGCAGACCUGAAUGAUGACAAGCAAGCCCUCCUUGCUUUUGCGGCAGCCAUCCCACAUGGAAAAAAGCUCAACUGGAGUUCUAAUAGCUCAGUUUGUUCUUUGUGGGUUGGAGUCAGAUGUGCACCAGACAGAAGCCGUGUUGUUGCUCUAAGGCUUCCAGGAAUUGGUCUCCUCGGUCCAAUUCCUGCAAAUACGUUAGGAAAGCUUGAUGCCCUUCAGGUUUUAAGCCUCCGCUCUAAUGGCCUUUUUUCAAGUAUUCCUCCAGAUGUCCCAUCUAUUUCUUCUCUGCGCUCUCUUUUCCUUCAACACAAUAAUUUGUCUGGUGGUAUACCCACAUUACUUGCAUCAGGCAUUACAUUUUUUGACCUCUCUUUUAACUCCUUCACGGGAGGAAUCCCCUUAGAGAUUCAGAAUCUGACCAAGCUAAAUUCAUUAUAUUUACAGAACAAUUAUCUCUCAGGUCCCAUUCCUGAACUAAAGUUAGCAAAACUACAGCAUUUAAAUUUCAGCUUUAACAACCUUAGUGGCCCUAUACCAAUCUCCCUCCAAAAGUUCCCCAAGGAGUCCUUCCUUGGAAAUUCAUUGCUAUGUGGUCCUCCUUUAGAGCAAUGCCCUGGAGUUCCCCCUUCGCCGUCACCAUCACCAUCACCAUCACUCUCACCCUCGCCCUCGCCCUCGCCCUCACCCUCACCCUCACCCUCACCCUCGCCAUCAGUAAGUCCUGAAGAACACAAGAAAGGUUUCUGGAAAAGGUUAAGUUUGAAGGUUGUAAUUGCGAUUUCUGCUGGCGUUUUGGCCCUGAUGCUGCUUAUAGUAAUUAUUCUCUUGAUAUGUAUUUUGCUGAGACUAUGUAGGGGAGGUAACAGACCUUCUAAGGAAAAGGUUAUUAUUACUGGUGCAAGAAGUGUAAAGACUAAAGAGGACUACAGCAGUGCGGUUCAAGAAACUAAGAAGAAUAAAUUAUCUUUCUUUGGGGGAUCUUCUCAUGCCUUUGAUUUGGAGGACCUGCUGAGAGCAUCUGCUGAAGUUCUUGGCAAGGGAAGCUAUGGAACAACAUACAAGGCUGUUCUUGAGGAUGGAACUAUAAUAGUGAUUAAACGGCUAAAGGAAAUGGUGGUUGGUAAGAGGGAGUUUGAACAACAGAUGGAGAUAAUAGGAAGGAUUGGGCCACAUCCAAAUGUCUCACCGCUCCGUGCUUAUUACUACUCCAAGGAUGAAAAGCUUCUUGUUUAUGAUUACAUUCCGACUGGCAGUUUCUCGACCUUAUUACAUGGGAACAACAGAAGCACUGAGAGGACCCCUUUGAACUGGGUCUCACGCUUUAAAAUUGCACGAACAGCAGCACUAGGCUUAGCACACCUUCAUGCCGAAGGCGAUGGAAGGUUUGUCCAUGGAAAUAUCAAAUCCUCUAACAUUCUAGUCACUCAGGAAAGCCAUGCCUCUCUCAUCGACUUUGGCCUGGCCUCCAUUAUGAGAACGCCUGCUUCUUCCUCCCGAGUUGCAGUCGGAUACCGCGCUCCAGAAACCAUUCAAUCACGAAAAUUUACUCAGAAAUCAGAUAUUUAUAGCUUCGGAGUUCUACUUCUUGAGAUGUUAACAGGCAAAGCUCCUCUUCUAUCCUCAGGAGGUGAUGAUAUUGCUGAUUUGCCGAGAUGGGUUCAGUCUGUAUUGAGAGAAGAAUGGACCGCUGAAGUUUUUGAUGUGGAGCUGAUGAAGUAUCAGAAUAUUGAAGAAGAGCUUGUUCAAAUGCUUCAAAUUGCAAUGGCCUGUGUUGCGAAAGCUCCAGACCAACGCCCUAAGAUUGAGGAGGUGUUGAGAAUGAUCGAAGGAGUAAGGUUGUCUGAGUCUCAGAAUAGGCCAUUCUCAGAGGAUUAGUUUCAAAGACUUUGAUUUUUAAACGUCAUGAAAUGUUGAGAGGUGGCAAAUAGAGAGAUUUUUUUCUUUUCUUUUCUUUUUUCAGCCAAUUGUUUUCACAUUAUUUAGUCAUUUUUUUGUGCAGAAUUUAGUAAAUGUAUUCAUGCUUGGUGAGGCUUCCUAAAAAGUGUGUUCAUUUGCCUCACUUUUAGCUCGUGUUGGGCUUUAUAUUUGUCUUAAAAGCUUUAAAAUUUUCAUAAACGAUUUUAUUGGUGAGCCCACUUGUUUUUAUUUCUGAGUUAAA
Messenger RNA from Dendrobium catenatum, 3089 nucleotides. Its product is annotated as probable inactive receptor kinase At5g58300. Gene Ontology annotation, molecular function: protein kinase activity; ATP binding; protein binding. The transcript has 4 exons. Lineage: Eukaryota; Viridiplantae; Streptophyta; Magnoliopsida; Asparagales; Orchidaceae. The coding region runs from base 866 to 2806 and encodes 646 amino acids. Gene Ontology annotation, biological process: protein phosphorylation. The record is from RefSeq and is a predicted model, not a curated record.